GUGUGGUCCCGUCCCGUGACUAAUUUCAUUUGAACUUGCAGCACGAACGUCUUGAUGUUUCCUGUUUCGAGCUACCACUUCACUGAAGCUCCGAGUGGAUGGUAGAAAGUACAGGCUUUACCUUUGAGUACGUUUCCCCCUAAAUAGUUGAGUCAAACUCACCGGAUCUUGUCCUCGUUUUUUACUGACACAUUCCUUUGCCUUCAGCGCGACACGUCAUUGGAGUUAGUCGGAGCAGUGAACCAGGAGGGGGAUGGUCCAGUCGUCCACGUGAGCUCUGUCAAGGACCGGACGCUGUGGAGGAGUGCUGAGGGGCUUGACCUCUGACCUAAGCUGUGACCUGUUAACCCUUAAACCUCUGAGCUCUGACCGCUCCAGCUCAGGAUGGAGGAGCAGUCCAGCUGCCCCAAUGUCAGCAUUCCCUGCUACAACGAGCAGAGGGACAAGAAGAAGCGCUACACUGUUUACAAAGUGAUGGUCAAUGUAGGAAGACAUGAGUGGUUUGUCUUCAGGCGAUACGCAGAAUUUGACAAGCUCUACAACACAUUGAGGAAACAGUUUCCAUCUUUGAACUUGAAAAUCCCAGCCAAGAGAAUAUUUGGGGACAACUUUGACCCAGAGUUUAUCAAGCAAAGAAGAACAGGUUUACAUGAGUUCAUUCAGAGACUGGUCUCACAUCCUCAGCUCAGCAACCAGCCUGAUGUCAGAGCAUUCCUGCAGAUGGACAAAUCUCAAAACUUCUCAGACGCAUCAGAAGACGAAGAUGACAAGAACAGCUCUACCUCCAGAAAUAUUAACCUGGGAUCGUCUGGAAAUCCACAUGCAAAGCCCACAGACUUUGACUUUCUUAAAGUCAUCGGAAAGGGGAGCUUUGGAAAGGUUCUCCUUGCAAAACGGAAACUGGACGGGAAGUAUUAUGCAAUCAAGGUCCUGCAGAAAAGGGUAAUCCUCAACAGGAGAGAGCAAAAACACAUCAUGGCGGAGCGCAAUGUGCUACUGAAGAACAUGAAACACCCCUUCCUGGUCGGCUUGCAUUAUUCUUUCCAGACGACAGACAAGUUGUACUUCGUCUUGGAUUUUGUCAACGGGGGAGAACUCUUCUUCCAUCUUCAAAAAGAACAGACCUUUCCGGAACCCAGAGCCAAGUUCUACAUCGCAGAAAUGGCAAGCGCAAUGGGCUAUCUGCAUUCUCUUAACAUAGUUUACAGGGAUUUGAAGCCAGAAAAUAUCCUUCUCGACUCUGAAGGACAUAUAGUUUUGACUGACUUCGGAUUGUGCAAGGAAGGAAUUUCCCAAGCCGAGACGACAAGCACAUUUUGUGGGACACCCGAGUACCUAGCUCCAGAGGUCCUGAGGAAACAACCGUAUGACAACACAGUGGACUGGUGGUGUCUGGGAUCAGUGCUCUAUGAAAUGCUCUUUGGCCUGCCUCCGUUCUAUAGCAGAGACACCCAUGAGAUGUAUGACAACAUCCUUCACAAGCCCCUGAUGAUGCGUCCCGGAGCGUCCAACAUGGCCUGGUCUCUCCUGCAGGCUCUACUGGAGAAGGACGGCACACACAGACUAGGCUCCAGAGAUGACUUUAAUGAGAUCAAAGCUCACUACUUCUUCUCAGAGAUCAAUUGGGAUGACCUGGAACAGAGGAAGGUUCCACCUCCAUUCACUCCCAAUGUGAAUUCUCCUUAUGACAUCACAAAUUUUGAUCCAGAAUUCACAGACGAGACUGUUACGAACUCUGUGUGCUAUACUGAAGAUUCCAUAGUCAACGCCAGCGUGAUGGAGGCUGACGAUGCCUUCCUAGGUUUCUCGUAUGCACCACCCUCAGACGACUCCUUUCUAUGAAAGACUCGCUGUGAGGACCUGCCCCAGAGUUCUGUGAAAUUGCCUUAACUCAGUGUUCUUCUAUCAUGGUCCUGUUGAUCCACAGGGUAUGCAGGCUUUUGUUCCAGCCCAGUAGAGCUUAUCGAUUAGUUUAAUCAUGUGUGUUAGUGCUGGGCUGGAACGAAAGCCUGCACACCCUGCUGGUCUCCAGGAUCAGGACUGAAGAACACUGCCUUAACCUGUACUGAUUCUUUUGAAUAAAAGGGAAUUCAUAUUGUGGAUAAACCCGUUUUGAGAAAAGCUAAAGCGAGCAGAAGUUGUGAUCAGACAGCACUUACGGAUAUGGUUUGGGCUGCAGAGUGUGUGUCAAGAAAUCUUUAUUUUUACCUAAUUAUAUUUAUAUAACAGAUUAUAUUUUAAAGAAAUGUCGGACAUCUUUCUUGACACGUAUUGUUUGUUGAUCCACAUAAAGUGGAGUCAAUGUUGGUCCUUUGUUUGAAGAAAAGAUAAACAUUCACAGUGUCUUCUUGUCAGGGUGGGAUGGUUAAAACUAAUCCCCAAAAUAAAAUCCAAGUUUAGAGACCCAUACACAAAAAUGUAUGCAUGCAUGACUGUAAGUCGCUUUGGAUAAAAGCAUCUGCUAAGUGGCAUAUUAUUAUUAUUAUUAUUAGAGCUAGAGUCCUUAAUUAAAACAACACCAAAGCAUUCUGCCCUCCACUUUUCGCUACAACGCUAAGGGAUGCUGCUGGAAAAAUGUAACCGCUCUCAAAUUCAUAGACAGCUAUGGAUACAAGGACUGACCAUCCAUGAUAU
Messenger RNA from Coregonus clupeaformis (lake whitefish), 2634 nucleotides. RefSeq names its product serine/threonine-protein kinase Sgk3-like. The record is from RefSeq and is a predicted model, not a curated record. The coding region runs from base 385 to 1842 and encodes 485 amino acids. The transcript has 17 exons. Gene Ontology annotation, biological process: protein phosphorylation. Gene Ontology annotation, molecular function: ATP binding; phosphatidylinositol binding; protein serine/threonine kinase activity. Lineage: Eukaryota; Metazoa; Chordata; Actinopteri; Salmoniformes; Salmonidae.